AUGGCGGACGCCGACAAGCCCGAGGUGCCGGCCGCGGCCGCCGGGGAGCACACCCCGCAUCCUCCUCCUCCUCCUCCUCCUCCUCCUCCUCAGCCCGCCGAGCCGCCGGGCGAGCCGCGGCGGGAAGCGCAGCCCCCGGAGCCCGAGAAGCCGGCGCCGCCGCACAGCAGCAGCUCCAACGGCGUCAAAAUGGAAAAUGAUGAAUCCGUGAAGGAAGAGAAAUCUGAUUUAAAAGAAAAAUCUACUGGAAAUAAGAAGGCCAAUCGAUUUCACCCUUAUUCAAAAGACAAGAAUUUGGGCAGUGGAGAAAAGAAGGGUCCAAAUCGAAACAGAGUUUUCAUUAGCAACAUUCCUUAUGACAUGAAAUGGCAAGCUAUUAAAGAUCUGAUGCGAGAAAAAGUUGGUGAGGUUACAUACGUGGAGCUCUUUAAGGAUGCGGAAGGAAAAUCAAGGGGUUGUGGUGUGGUUGAAUUCAAAGAUGAAGAAUUUGUAAAGAAAGCACUAGAAACUAUGAACAAAUAUGACCUUAGUGGAAGACCUCUGAAUAUUAAAGAGGAUCCUGAUGGAGAAAACGCCCGUAGAGCAUUGCAACGAACAGGAGGGUCAUUUCCAGGAGGACACGUCCCAGACAUGGGAUCAGGGUUGAUGAAUUUGCCACCUUCAAUUCUCAAUAAUCCAAACAUUCCGCCUGAGGUUAUCAGUAAUUUGCAAGCUGGUAGACUUGGUUCUACAAUUUUUGUUGCUAAUCUUGACUUCAAAGUUGGUUGGAAAAAGCUAAAGGAAGUGUUCAGCAUAGCUGGAACUGUAAAGCGAGCAGACAUUAAAGAAGACAAGGAUGGCAAGAGCAGAGGGAUGGGCACUGUGACUUUUGAGCAAGCAAUUGAAGCAGUUCAAGCAAUUUCAAUGUUCAAUGGACAGUUUUUAUUUGAUAGACCUAUGCAUGUGAAAAUGGACGACAAGUCUGUUCCUCAUGAAGACUACCGUUCACAUGAUAGUAAAACACCACAGUUACCACGUGGUCUUGGAGGCAUUGGAAUGGGACUUGGUCCAGGAGGACAGCCUAUAAGUGCUAGCCAGUUGAACAUUGGAGGCGUAAUGGGAAAUCUAGGUCCAAGUGGUAUGGGAAUGGAUGGUCCAGGGUUUGGAGGAAUGAAUAGAAUUGGAGGAGGAAUUGGGUUUGGUGGUCUGGAAGCAAUGAAUAGCAUGGGAGGAUUUGGUGGAGUUGGUCGAGUGGGAGAGUUAUACCGUGGUGCGAUGACUAGUAGCAUGGAGCGAGACUUUGGGCGUGGUGAUGUUGGAAUAAACCGAGGCUUUGGCGAUUCCUUUGGUAGACUUGGCAGUGCAAUGAUUGGAGGGUUUGCAGGAAGAAUAGGAGCUUCUAACAUGGGUCCAGUAGGAUCUGGAAUAAGUGGUGGGAUGGGUGCCAUGAGCAGUGUGACUGGAGGAAUGGGGAUGGCACUGGACCGCGUGAGUUCCAGCUUCGAUAGAAUGGGACCAGGUAUAGGUGCCAUCCUGGAAAGGAGCAUCGAUAUGGAUCGAGGAUUUUUAUCGGGUCCAAUGGGAAGUGGAAUGAGAGACAGAAUAGGCUCCAAAGGCAACCAGAUAUUUGUCAGAAAUCUGCCUUUUGACUUGACUUGGCAGAAACUUAAAGAGAAAUUCAGUCAGUGCGGUCAUGUAAUGUUUGCAGAAAUAAAAAUGGAGAAUGGAAAGUCAAAAGGCUGUGGGACAGUCAGAUUUGACUCCCCAGAAUCAGCUGAAAAAGCCUGCAGAAUAAUGAAUGGCAUAAAAAUCAGUGGCAGAGAAAUUGAUGUUCGCUUGGAUCGUAACGCAUAAUUUCAAACCACGGUUGGAACAUUCCUUCAUCUGUUUUGCUGAAUCUCAUAGUAAAAGUCUUUUUUUUUUUUUAAAGUAAUAUUGUAUGCUUACAAAAGCUGUAAUAAUGAACUUUUGAAUAUCCCACCAGCUUUCAGCAGUAUAAUGUUAAAAAUAUACUGUGAUUUUUGUUAAUCUCAAGUUUGGGUUUCUAAAAGACAGCAAGUCUGCUCAUUCAGUUUAAAUGAAUGGUUGUACUGUUUUUAAUGAAAUAAGCUAUUUCUUGUUGUUUUCAGUAUGACAUCAUAGUAGGAUUUGUUUGUUGUCAUUUUCCCAGCUUUUAUCAGCUUCCUUUUAGGUAAAUGGCAGAUGAUUUUUUUUUUCAAAACUUGUGUUAGAAUAUUUAAUUGUCCAUGAAAAAGGGUUCAGACAAAUUAGGAUGUGAUUUUGGUUGGUUUUAAGUUGUUUUUCUUUGAUGAUAAAUAAUUACUGUAUGUUAAGUUUUGCAUUCUAAA
This is a messenger RNA of Dipodomys spectabilis (banner-tailed kangaroo rat), 2327 nucleotides long. It is a transcript of the gene Myef2, whose product is annotated as myelin expression factor 2. The record is from RefSeq and is a predicted model, not a curated record. Gene Ontology annotation, biological process: regulation of mRNA stability involved in response to oxidative stress. Gene Ontology annotation, molecular function: mRNA binding. Bases 1 to 1833 code for a protein of 610 amino acids. The transcript has 17 exons. Gene Ontology annotation, cellular component: nucleus; cytoplasm; post-mRNA release spliceosomal complex. NCBI's taxonomy places the organism in Eukaryota, Metazoa, Chordata, Mammalia, Rodentia, Heteromyidae.